AUGAGCCCCAUCUCGUCGCUCAAGAAUGAGGCGAGCGAGGCCAAGGAGGCGUCCAAGGAGGUUUGGCACUUUACGCGCACGCACAACUGGAAGAAGUCAGCUCGCAACUCGUUUCGGAUGAAGUACUUCUGGUACUGGUUCGUCGGCAUCAUUCUCGUAGCCUUCGCCGUCGUCGUCGCCAUCUACCGCGAUCCCAUCGUUAGUGUGAGUCGAUCGCAACAGGCCCCAAGUUGUUGGCUGGCUCGUCGCGUCGCGCUCGGCCCGGGCUCAAGCUGUGUGUCGGUUGGCGAGGCUCCGAGGCCACGUCAGGGCCAUCAGGGCCACGAACAGCAAGAUGUCGGUGACUGACACUUGUCGAAUGCUCUCAACAGUGGUUUGAACCGAGAAAACACAACAUCGUCAACCUCCCGGCGAGCUGGGCCAUUCCCGUCGCCAUCCUCGUCGUCCUGUCGUUCCCACCGCUGGGAGGCCACGAAAUCGUACUCCUGGUCGUCGGACUCAUUUGGGGCAUCUGGAUCGGGUUCGCGAUCGCAUGCGCCGGCACCUUCAUCGGCGAGCUGGCCUGUUUCUUUGCGUUCAAAUACUUCUUCACCGAAAAGGCGCGCAAGGUCGAACACAAGUCCAUCUUCUAUGCCUGCCUCGCUCGGCUCAUGCGCGACGGUGGGGUGUGGAUCGUCGCCGUCGUGCGGUUCUCGGCGAUUCCGGGCCACGUCGUGACCGCACUGCAGUCGACGGUCGGGAUGCCCUUGUGGCGCUAUUCGAUCGCCGUCAUCAUCUCGCUGCCCAAGCAACUCGCGAUCGUCUACCUCGGAGUCAUGUUCGGCGAGACCAAGGACACCAGCAACCAGGCCUCGAUCGACAAGCAGCGGAGGAUCUCGCUCGGCGUAUUCUUCGGAACGGCGAUCGCGACCGUGCUCGCGCUCUACAUCGUCUACAUGCGAGCUCGGAAGUUGUAUCCGGUCGUGAUGGCCGAGGCCGAGGAACGCAGGGCACUCGCCGCCGCCGAGCUGGGAGAGAACCCUCCGCGGUCGGACCCACAUGAUCCCACCCUCAUAGGUGCGGCAUGGGAUGGCGAAUCGAUAUCGUCCGAUCUGGAUCAGGGCAAGGACCGAGUGUUCAGUGCCGGUCCGCACAGCUACGUGCUGCCCGCGCGAGGGCGGCCGGUCAACUUUGAUGAUCCGCACCAACUUACGGACCCGAUAGGGUACGGGCAAUCACCGUAUGCGCCGCCAGCCCAGACCCCGGCCGAGUGGACCGACGUCGAAGCGAGGGAACGAUGGGAGGCUGAGAACCAGCAGCAAGGGGGAUACAACAACGGCCCGCCGCAGGGUCACUACGGCGCACCGCAUCAGAUCGCUCGUGUCUCACUACCGCGGCUCGAUUCGUACCCACCCAACUCGAACCCGAGCACGACAAGCUUUACACAUCUACCGCUGCAAGGUUCGGACUACAACCAACCUUACCAACACCCGUACGCGCGGUGA
Microbotryum saponariae is the source of this 1484-nucleotide messenger RNA. The record is from the annotation of a GenBank genome assembly. NCBI's taxonomy places the organism in Eukaryota, Fungi, Basidiomycota, Microbotryomycetes, Microbotryales, Microbotryaceae.